Molecule: messenger RNA, 1781 nt
Organism: Aphidius gifuensis
Lineage: Eukaryota; Metazoa; Arthropoda; Insecta; Hymenoptera; Braconidae
Product: omega-amidase NIT2
Exons: 6
Coding region: 276-1196 (306 amino acids)
Biological process (GO): oxaloacetate metabolic process; L-glutamine metabolic process
Cellular component (GO): mitochondrion
Molecular function (GO): omega-amidase activity
Source: RefSeq, a predicted model, not a curated record
UUUUGCCCAACUUGAUUUUGGCACUGAUAAAUUCAAAAAUAUUCAAUGUUCAGUUCUAUAUAUCAAACAAGUUGAAAAACUAAAAGCUGAUAUUGUUUUCUUGUCUAAAUAAAUAGUAGAGACAGGCAGCAGUGAUCAUCAUCUACUGGAAAAACAAAAAUUCAAAGAGAAUGAUAACAAAAGUUGACUGUCCAAAGUCACCAGAUAAAAAAUAACAUAAUUAAAAGAUCAAAAAAAUUGUAUCAUUUGAUGAUUACUAACUCUGGUCUUAUUGGAUGUUGUUGUUAUCAAAACAUAACCUGUCGAUUUUCAUAAUGCUGAGAAUAAAUUGCUCCAAUAUAAGUAACAUUGGGACAAGAGCAAUGUCAACAUUUAAAUUGGCCCUGGCCCAACUCUCUGUUGGCACUGAUAAGUCUGAAAAUAUUCAACGUGCAGUGUCAUUUAUAAAACAAGCUAAAAAAUUACAUGCAGAUAUUGUUGUAUUACCAGAAUGUUUCAAUUCACCAUAUGGAACACAACAUUUCAAAAAAUAUGCAGAGGAAAUACCUGGAGGUGAAACAUCCAUUGAACUAUCAAAAGCUGCAAAAGACAAUGGAAUUUGUGUUAUUGGUGGUACAAUUCCAGAAAAAGAUGGUGAUAAGUUAUUCAAUACUUGUACUGUUUGGGAUGAUCAAGGACAAUUUGUUAUAAAACACAGAAAAAUGCAUCUUUUUGAUAUUGACAUCAAGGACAAGAUAACAUUUUUCGAAUCUGAAACAUUAUCUCCAGGAAAUGACUUGAAUACUUUUAACUUUAAGGGUUGCAAAAUUGGCCUAGGAAUAUGCUAUGAUAUUCGUUUUGAAGAAAUGGCUCGACUCUAUCGUAAUGCAGGUUGCCAAAUGUUGGUUUAUCCAGCUGCAUUUAAUAUGACAACUGGACCAUUGCACUGGGAGUUGUUACAACGGUCAAGGGCAAAUGACAAUCAGUGUUAUGUUGUUUGUGUAUCACCAGCUCGUGGUUCUGGCGCUGGAUACAUUGCUUGGGGUCACAGUCAACUUACCAGUCCAUGGGCCAAGGUCAUUUGUGAUUUGGGAGUUGAUGAAAAUAUUAUUGUUGCUGAUAUAGAUUUGUCAGAGGUGGAAGACGUGAGAAAACAAAUACCAAUUUCAAAACAGAGACGAACAGAUAUUUAUGAUACAAUUUUACAGAAUAAAUAAUUUAUAAUUAUUUUAUAAUUUAAUUAUUCUUAAUAUUAACAGGAAAAAUCAAAGAUAAAAAAUAUAUCGAUUUAAAUAAAAUAAUUAAAACAGGGGAACAAAAUAAGUAAGCAUAAUAAAUAGGUAAAAUUAUCUAACUAAAUUUUCACAUAAAAAAUUAAUUAAUUAACAAGGUAUAUUAAUUAAAAAAUUAAGAAUAAACCAAUAUACUUUUAUGGGUAAAUAAGUAAGGAAAAAACUUGGAAAAAAAUUAUUUUGUUAAUAAAAAUAUGUCGAAUAGAAUAAAAUAAUAAACGUUGAAAAAUAGUUGUUGUUUAAAUCUGCAAUAAAAAUAUGUUAGUAAAUAAUUAAAGAAAAAAUAAACGACAAAUAUUUCUGGUCAGGGAAAAUAGUUUUUUUUUUUUGUUUUUUAAUUUUUAUUACAUUUUUUUUUAUUUACAUAUUUUUUUUAUAGUUGAGGAAGUAAGAAUUUAAAUUCCAAUUUUUAAGCAAAAUAAAUGUAAUUAAUUAUAUUUACCAAAAAAAAAAAAUAUCUUUUAUUUUUUUUUUUAUAACAAGAGAAAUAAAAUAUUGUGAGGAAAAAAU